Molecule: messenger RNA, 4792 nt
Organism: Centruroides sculpturatus (bark scorpion)
Lineage: Eukaryota; Metazoa; Arthropoda; Arachnida; Scorpiones; Buthidae
Gene: Mcr
Product: CD109 antigen-like
Exons: 34
Coding region: 245-4777 (1510 amino acids)
Cellular component (GO): extracellular region
Molecular function (GO): endopeptidase inhibitor activity; protein binding
Source: RefSeq, a predicted model, not a curated record
UUCCGUCAGGUAACAGUCGAUAUUACAUACCUGAUUUGCACGGGGCAGUGACUUAUGAAAAGUUCGGACGAGUGCCGCCCGAAAAAUCAUUGAAAAUGAUCUGAUCGUGUAAUUUAACGAAAAAACAGAUAUAUAUCUAAACAUAACGUUAAACAAAUCAGAUUUAAGUUCGGAUAUUAAUGACAAAAAACAUUACCUGAACUGAACUGGCGACCGUUGAUAAAGCCGGCCUAACAGAGCCAAAAUGUUGAUUUUUUAUUUGAUAACUUUGGGAUGCUGGAGAAUAGCAUCAAGUCAAGCUGAUCAUAAACUGACUGGUUACUACAAUGAUAUUCUGCAGGAUGUUAUAAAAAACCAACCUACCUACAUGAUUAUUGCUUCUAGAGUUGUUCGACCUGGCCAAGUGUAUCGAGUGAUGGCAACUGUUUAUCAAAGUAGUAAGCCCAUUAUUGUAAAAGCUUCAAUCCAAAGGGAUGGUGUAGAACUUGCAUCUGCUUUUGAAAAAUGCAAAGAUGGUAUAAGUGAAACACUCUUAUUACAGAUACCAACAACAACUGUUCCUGGUAUUUAUAAACUUCGAAUAGAAGGAAACAGCAAUAGUUUUCUUGGUGGUGCACUAUUUGUAAAUGAAUCAUAUUUACAAUUUCAUCAAAGAUUUAUGACUAUUUUCAUUCAAACAGAUCGUCCAAUUUAUAAGCAGGGUCAAACAGUUCAAUUUAGGGCUAUUCCUAUUACAACUAAUCUGAAAGCAUUUCCUGAAGCUGUAGAUGUUUAUAUGUUAGAUCCAAGAAGAAAUAUUGUGCGUAGGUGGCUAUCAAGGCAGACCAAUUAUGGUGCAGUAAUAUUAACUUAUGCUUUAUCAGAACAGCCUGUUUAUGGCAAUUGGACAAUUCAAGUCAUUGCUCAGGGUCAAAUUGAAGAAUGCAAUUUUCUUGUGGAAGAAUAUUAUCAAACACAAUAUGAAGUUAAUGUUACAACACCAGCAUUUUUAGUAGAUACUGAAAGCUAUCUUACUGGUUCAGUUAUGGCUAACUAUACAAGUGGAGUACCUGUAACUGGAAAUUUAACUAUAGUAGCUACAGUACAGCCUAUUCAACCUCAUUAUCGUCUUGCUGAAAAAUCAUAUCCAGCUGUAACACAAACAUUUACCUAUUUUGAUGGUUACAUGGAUUUUCGAUUUUCAAUGAUGGAAUUUGAAAAAUAUGUACCAAAAUUAGAUAAGUCAAAAAUAACUGUGACAGCAUAUGUUGGAGAAAGAUUUCUUAACAUGAUUGAAACUGGAUUUUCUCAAACACUUAUAUUUAGUUCCUACAUAAAAUUAAAAUUUCUGGGAUCUACUCCUCAAAUUUUUAAACCAUUGAUGCCUUUUAAAGCUUACCUUGCUGUAUCAAAUCAUGAUGGAACACCUUUAUCAAAAUGGCAGUUGACUGAUUAUAAAUUAGAAAUUAGUCCUACUGUUGAAAUGCGUGAUGGUGUAAGAAGGAAGUUAAGACUUUUAGAUCAAAUUACCAAAGUUCAGGAAGGAAUAUGGGAAGUAACUGUAUCUCUAGAAUCUUUGAUAAGAAAUAAAAGAGAAUUGUAUGAUGUUCAAUCACUGACUCUUCAAGCAAUAUUUUUUGAUGAUCGAGAAUCAGCAGAAACAGAAUUAAAAGUAUAUUCAACAUAUUCUGAGUCAAAUAAUCAACUACAAAUAACAACUAGCACAAAAGCAGCAAAGGUUGGACAAUAUAUCAUUUUUCAUGUGAGAUCUGAUUAUUAUGUGGAAAAAAUAUAUUAUGUGAUUUUAUCCAAGGGAGUAAUAUUAUUAACUGGUCAGAAGAGUAUGACUUACACUAUAAUGACAUUUGCAGUUGCAUUAUCACCAGAAAUGGCACCAACAGCCACAAUUUUAGUUUAUAGUAUUGUCAGAGAUGGUGAAGUUGUAGCUGAUAGUUUAACAUUUCCUGUGAAUGGAAUAUCAAGAAAUAAUUUUACAGUAACAUUGAAUAAUAAAAAGGAUAAAACAGGAGAGACAAUAGAAGUUGUAAUAAGAGGUAGACCUGGAUCAUAUGUUGGAUUGGCUGCAGUUGACAAAACUCUUUAUGAUAUGCAAACUGGAAAUGAAUUAAAUUAUGUGAAUGUUUUGGAAAAAAUGAAUAGUUUUGAUGUUGAUAUAAAUGGUACUCAUAGUUUUACAUGGUAUUCUCAAGAAGGAAAACCAACUGAAAUAGCCUAUUUCCCAUCUUCAACUUAUGGAAUUGAUACAAAUAGGACUUUUGAGUAUGCUGAAUUGUUAGUGUUUACAGAUGCUAUAAUAACAAGAAAACCAGAUAACUGCAAUGCUACAUUGGGAUAUGCUUCUUGUUUAGAUGGCACUUGUUACAGAUUUGAACAAAGAUGUGAUGGUCGUAAAGAUUGCAAAGAUGGUUUAGAUGAGAAUUCAUGUACACAAGAAACUGAUUUGAAGUUUUCAAAUUUUCGCAUGUAUCGUCUGAAUCAUAUCCAAAGACACUAUGAUAAUUCAUGGUUAUGGGAAAACAUUAACAUAGGACCACUUGGACACUAUAUAUUCAAUAUUCCUGUCCCUCAACUUCCUGUUCAAUGGAUAAUUACUGCAUUUGGAGUAAAUAAUAAUGAAGGGUUUGGUAUCUUAAAAAAACCAAUUGAGUUUUACAGCAUAAAGCCUUUCUAUAUGACAGUAGAAAUGCCAAAUCAAAGUAGACAAGGAGAACAAAUUGGAAUAAGAAUAAGUAUAUUUAAUUACCUGAUGGUAGAGAUUGAGGUUUUAGUAAUUCUUGAGAAUUCUUUAGAUUAUAAAUUUGUCCAUGUCGGACCAUUUGGUUAUGUGUCAUCAUAUAGUCCAAGAACAUCAUUUGGAGAACAUCAACAUUUAAUAUUUAUUAAACCUGGAAAGACUGCCAUUGUUUAUAUGCCAAUUGUUCCUACAAAACUUGGUGAUAUCAAUGUUACCAUUACUGCUAAAACUCAAGUUGCUAGAGAUUCUAUAACUAGGAAACUACAUGUAGAAGCUGAUGGUAUAACACAGUAUCGGCAUACUUCACUAUUAUUAGAUUUGUCACAGGGUGCAUAUUUACUGAAAUAUUUAGAUACUAAUAUUACAGAGACACCAAUUGUUCCAUAUCAGGCAGAUAGAUUAUAUAUAUUUGGUUCAAAUCAAGCUUCAAUAUCUGUUGUUGGCGAUGUAGUAGGUCCAUUAUUCCAUACUAUGCCUGUUAACGCCAGUGUACUCUUAAGAAAACCAUCAUGGUGUGGAGAGCAAACCAUGUUCAAUUUUGCUGCUAAUCUAUUAAUGUUAAAAUAUCUUCGAUUAACUGGACAAAAGCAACCAGAAAUUGAAAAAGAAGCAUUCUACUAUUUAAAUAGAGGUUAUCAACAGCAGCUAAGUUAUCAAUUAAGUAAUGGUGCAUUUACUGCUUUUCGUGAAAAUAAGGAGCCAAGUGUGUGGCUGACAGCUUUCUGCAUUAAAAUGUUUCAAAAAGCAACCUAUCAAGAAUGGGAAAAUUUCUUAUAUAUUGAUCCAAGUGUUAUAUCUCGUGCUGCAGAAUGGAUUUUAAAUUACCAGACAAAGGAAGGUUCUUUUUAUGAAGUAUCAUUAUAUCCACUAGAUAGAAAAAUGAACUUAAGUUCUGAAUUUCCUUACGAUAGAGUUAAAUUUCGAAAUAUUUCACUUACUGCACAUGUUGUAAUUGCUCUUGUGGAAGUGAAACAUAUUCAAGAUGAUGUCAGAGUGAAAAUAGCAAGUGCACUUCUAAGAGCUGUGCGCUACUUGGAAACUAAUCUAAACAUAGUUAAACAAUUUGAUGAUCCUUAUGAAUUAGCUAUUGUAAGUUAUGCUUUAACUAUAGCUAAUAGUGCAGAUGGACAAGAAGCAUUUAAUCUACUUAACAGUAAAAGUAGAGAAAUGAAUGGAAUGGUGUAUUGGGGAAAAGAAAAGGUUCCUCCUAUAGAAACAGUAAUUGAAAACAAUAAACCAUAUAUAAUACCAAGACUUCCAAAUACUUAUGAUGCAUCCAAUGUGGAAACUACUGCUUAUGCUUUACUUACAUACAUUCUUCAUCAGGGAGUUCUUCAACCAAAAAUAGUAGAAUGGCUCAAUAGUCAAAGACUGACAGAAGGUGGAUGGGCUUCAACUCAAGAUACCAUAAUGGCUCUUGAAGCAUUAAGUGAGUAUGCUAUUAAUUCACGUAUUAGAGAUGUGAUGGAUGUAUCUGUGACAGUAGAAGUUCCUUCAACACCUGGAUUUACCAAAACAUUGCAUAUUAACAAGAAUAAUUUAAUCAAAUUACAGAAAUUUCAGAUACAAAAUGCAUGGGGUCCAGUGAUUGUUAAAGCUCAAGGUUCUGGUAUAGCCUGUGUACAACUUUCAUCUCAGUAUAAUGUUGAUUGGCAACAUUUACAAACACCGCCACCAGUUAAAGCAUUUGCUCUUAAUAUACGACCAUACUCACAUGGUCGCAAUAAUUCUCAUAUUACAUUCCAUUCAUGUCAGAAAUGGAUUAACAAUGAAAGUUAUAUAAGUGGAAUGACUGUACUAGAAGUUCAAGUACCUACUGGAUAUAUUAUUCAACAGCAGACUUUGGAUAAAUAUGUCAAAUCCCACAGAGUAAGAAACUUAAAGGAAGCUCGAUUCAUGGAAACUAAAGUUGCCUUUUAUUUUAAUUAUCUGGAUUCAAAUCCCAUAUGUCUUUCAUUUACUGUACAACGCUGGUAUCCAGUGGCCAAUAUGACUCGUUUUAUAUCAGCUAAAGUUUAUGACUAUUAUGCUCCAGGUAAAUAAUUAUAAACUCUAAAU